AUGACGAAUCCUUGUGGCGGAGGUGGUUGUUGGGGUCUGGAGGCCGAGGGCCUCCUCUGGCAACCACUUGAUUGGCCGUACCCCGUAUCGGGAUCAGCGGGCUUUGCUCAAGUCGUUUGUCAGGCUCGUCCCGGCGACCUGGAAAAGGCACCAAAGAGGAAAGAAAACGGUGUACGCGGUGUACAUGGUGGGGAAAUGGUACGAUUUCACGAUUUCAGAUGA
This is a messenger RNA of Cordyceps militaris CM01, 222 nucleotides long. RefSeq lists its product as uncharacterized. Lineage: Eukaryota; Fungi; Ascomycota; Sordariomycetes; Hypocreales; Cordycipitaceae. The transcript is spliced from 3 exons. The record is from RefSeq and is a predicted model, not a curated record. Bases 1 to 222 code for a protein of 73 amino acids.